AUGAGCCUUACACGUUCGCUUAUCUCGUCGAGGCCCUCCGAUUCGGGUCUCCAUAUUCAACUUCACCCACUGGUCCUCCUCACAAUCUCCGAUCAGAUUACCCGCCAUGCAGCACGACAACAACAGGGUCUGCUCAUCGGAGCUCUUCUCGGUCAACACAAUGGACAAGAGAUCUCUAUUGAGCAUGUUUUCGAAUGUCCGGUCACCAUGGGGGAGAAUGGAGCGGCCAUUCUCCCUUCCUCAUGGUUCGAGGAGCGGCUGAAGCAGUUCAAAGAUGUUCACAAAGAUCCUGCGCUCGAGCUGGUGGGAUGGUGGUCAACGACGAGCUCCUCCGGACCUGACCACUCCUUGCUGCCCAUUCACCGACAGAUCCUCCAGAAUUACAAUGACUCGGCUAUCUUCCUCGCUUUCCACCCCUCAGAGAUUCAGUCGAAUACACAUUCUACAAAACUGCCCUUGACGGUCUAUGAGACCGUACUGGAGGGGGAUAAUGUACCUGAUGCAGCAAAGGAUAUGCAAGUGGAUGGAGAGGAGUUCGGCCCCAACAUCCGAUUCCGCGAGCUACCAUAUUCUGUGGAGACUGAGGAGGCUGAGAUGAUCGGUGUGGACACUAUUGCUCAGACUGCAGGCACUGCCUCUCGAAGCGAAAUGCCCAGUGAUGUUGGAAAUUCGAGUGCUAGUAAUAAUGCCCCGACAGACGAGACUAAGAAAAGCUCUCAGGCCGAGUUAACGCAAGAAGAAGAGGAACUGGUCGCAAGCCUUCAAACGCGUCUCAACGCGGUUCGCACACUCGAAUCGCGCAUCUCCCUCAUCAAGUCCUACAUCUCCAGCGUUUCCGUCGUCGAUUCUACCACAAUAGCAGGAACCGACUCAAACAGCCCAAAACUCUCACAUCCUCUCCUCCGCAACAUCAACUCCCUUAUCUCACAUCUCUCGAUUCUCUCCCCCAGCGAUCAAAGCAAUUUCUCCACCGAGAUUCUUUCCCAAAACAACGACGUGAAGCUGGUCUCCUUGCUCGGUGAGCUGGGCGAGAGUGUUCGAGCCAUGCGUGAACUCGGUCGUAAGUCAGCGACUGUGCAAACGGGGCGUCAACUUGGCAAUUCACGCAAGCAACCAAAUGAUGCGGCCUCGAGGAGUUUCGAAGAUGAAUUCCUUGCUCGCGGGCCCCGGCAGGGCGGAGAGCGCGGGACUAUGUACUCUUAG
Penicillium diatomitis is the source of this 1203-nucleotide messenger RNA. Its product is annotated as COP9 signalosome complex subunit 6. Gene Ontology annotation, cellular component: COP9 signalosome. NCBI's taxonomy places the organism in Eukaryota, Fungi, Ascomycota, Eurotiomycetes, Eurotiales, Aspergillaceae. Gene Ontology annotation, molecular function: metallopeptidase activity; protein binding. The transcript has 3 exons. Gene Ontology annotation, biological process: protein deneddylation. Bases 1 to 1203 code for a protein of 400 amino acids. The record is from RefSeq and is a predicted model, not a curated record.